UCCUGUGACUGCAGGACACUGCAACAGUCGUAAAUGCCCACUGGUUGCAAAGUGCCUGCAGUCACUCAUGUGACCGGGGACACUGCAAAGGUGGUAAGUGCACAGACUGAUCAUAAAGUUACCUUUUCAGUGCCAUCGUAACUUCAAAUGGUUGCUAAACAGGGCAGUCGUUAAGUGAAGUCUGUACAAGUCUGCAUUAGACUUAAUAGACAUGCUUAAUAAUGUUGUAUUACAUGGUUUGAUUCAAAAUCAUACCAAAACUUGGCCUUAAUAUUUUAAUGUAAUCAUUAGUUCUGUUUCAGAUGGAAGUUUUAAAAUGUCUUAUUAUUGGUAGAUAAUGCUGGUCAAGAAUUGGAUGAAAGUAGUCUGCUGACUGCAAUCACCAUAUUUAUUUUAUCUGCAAGUCCAGAAGUAACCACCAUGGAAUGUCUUCAGAGGCACUGCAUUGAAAAGUUUAAAUCAGCAAUGGAAUCGAAAGAUCCCAUUGUACAACUUAAAUGCUACCAGCUGCUCCUUUCCAUUUUCCAGUAUCCAAACCAAGCUGUCUCAUAUCCUUACAUUCAUUCGUUAGUAUCUUUGGUAGUGGCCAAACUACAGGAAACAGAGAAAAUUAAACCUGAGAAUUCUGCUGAACUUCAAGUUAUUCAAGAAGGAAUAAAGGUAGUGGCUGCUGUUAUAGCACUUGCCGAGGAGGAGCAUCGAAAUCAGCUAGUGGCUUGUUUUAUUCCCAUCCUCAUAUCUUUUCUUUUGGAUGAGAAUGCCCUAGGAUCAGUUUCAAGUUCCGUGAAGCAUCUUCACGAGUUUGCUUUGCAUUAUCUGAUGCAGAUUGGUCCACAGUACUCUUCAGCCUUUAAAAAAUUAAUGGCUUCUUCUCCAUCAAUGAAAGCAAGGCUUGAGUCAGCAGUGAAAGGAAAUCAGGAAAGCAUCAAGGAUAAGUCAACAACUAAGCAUUCAAAGAAUCCUGGGAAAGGCUUGAGUAUCCAACUAAAGACUAACUUUCUGUGAAAAACAACUUCUAAAUCUGAAGCGCCUUGGUUAUAUUGAAAAGUGGUCUUUUUCCAGCUAUUAUCAUGGAGUAGAGAUUUUUGUUUACAGUUCUAUUAUGCAUAAUUUUAUUUUAUAUAAUGGCCCUAUGCCAGAGAAGUGCACACAUUCACCCAUCUAUCUAUCGACUGACUCACUCAGUAGCAGCUACAGCUUUUACUGCUAAAGCUACUAAAUGUAGAAAUGGUAACCCAGCAUAUUAUAUCUAUUUGCAAACACAAUUCCCAGUGCAGAGGAUGGCCAUUUAGUCAUUAAAAUAUAUAUUACAAGAAUUUUUUUUUAAGUGUUGCAGUCCUCUUAAUUUUGUUUACAACAUACAACACUCUUGAAUAAAAUAUAUCAAAGGCUCGAUUAAAUGUGUUAACAACUUGAUACACUUACAUUAAUAAAACUGCUUUUACUUCCAGUCUUGAAUCUUAGCACAAACACUAGCAUAGGGAAGCUCCUAUGCAUCGCUAUUUCUUGAUAAUAAUGAUUAUUUUUGUGUAGUAGCCACCGGUUUAAUGUUUGCUGGUAUGAGAUUUUAAACAAAAAUCCAAAGGAGUUACUUAGUGUAUAUUCACUUUUGGCUCCAUGAAGUGCAUUGCCUGUGCAUUUUAGAUGACAAGUAGGGAAAGCAACCUCUAAUGCUAGAAUUAAUGGCACAAAGUAUAGGGCUAGCUCCUUAAUUCUGACUGGUAAUUCAGGGAUGCCAUUAUGAUUUUGUGAUGGAACAUCAAAUACAAGUCUAGACUUGAGCACAGACUUGGAAUACCAUUUAAUCUAAACCAUUAUCCUAUAGAGUUUGUUAAAAAUGUUAAUUUUGCUAUCACAUUUUAAUUAUAAAUUUAAUCCCCAAAUUCCUUGCAGUUCUAUACAGUAAUAUCUUGUGCUAAUUUAGUCAUGACAUAAUUAAGUAAAAGAACGGAUAUUCUUGAAAUCCACAGAAAUAUAAAAUUACUGAUUAACUAAAGCCCACAUUUAAAUUAUUAUUGAUAGUUUUACCAAUGAAUUGUGUAGCAAUUAACAGUUUUAUGAUGAGUCUUCCCUCAUACAGUUUUGGAUAUUUAUAUAUGCAAAGUUAAGCACAUCUGUUUAUGAUUACAUCAGUGGGGCUUUUUACUACCAAUACAUUUUAUUUGAUUUUAAAUGUAGCAUGCCAAGCAGAUCACUGAGGCUUACAUAUCUUGUUUAGACUAUGAAAACUAUUUGAUGCAGUACCAUCAUAUGAGGCAUUAUAUUAUUUAUAGAAAUCAUUUUGUAGUCUUGAAAGAUUGAUGUACAAUCGUACAUUCAAAUAUCUAAGACUCUAAUGGAAAUGGAUUACUUUUUCAAAAGUGGGUUUUAUCUGAAUUGAAUUGCAGCUUGAAUUAUAAGAAUAAACAAUCACAUAUCUUAACAAUGGAUCCUAUUUUAUAUAGAAAUCUACGUGUUAAUUCCACAAUCAUUAUUUUUUAAUUGUGCUGGCAACCAUUGCCCUUUAAUCCAAUAUUAAAUGAAGUAAAGCAAAUGUUAGGAUGAUUAAGAUAUUCCCAUUUAUUAAUUUGAGGAAAAUAAACACAUCUGUAGAACCAAUACUCAGGAAGUGAUUGUAUUUUAUUAUACAUUUUGUACAUAAAAUUGUAAAUUGUACAGAUCUAACUCUAAUGUCGUUUUUCUAAUUUACAUAAAGCUAAUUUUCUUCAAUUAAACUUCUCUCUUUUUUGUUAAAUGACUCUGUGUG
This is a messenger RNA of Python bivittatus (Burmese python), 2746 nucleotides long. The record is from RefSeq and is a predicted model, not a curated record. NCBI's taxonomy places the organism in Eukaryota, Metazoa, Chordata, Lepidosauria, Squamata, Pythonidae.